AUGCUCAGCUGGAGCGACCUCCCGCCCUUCGUGCAAAAUUUAGCCAUCGUCGUCGGCUUCGUGGCCCUCGCGACGUACGUCGACGUCCUCCUGCCGCGCGCGGGCCCCGUCAAGCUCGACGACCCGCACGCGCACUACGUCGCCGACAAGGACUACAACGGGAGUUGGCGGAGAAAGAAGGACGAAUGAUCUACUUGCUCUUAGUAGCAUUGGCGGAGGCGCGCCGGAAGGUUGAACCCAUUGUAGAGGAGCCCACCGCACCUCUAUGGAUACCGCUCGUCAUCGCGGUCUGCAUCAUUCUCGGUACGCUAGCACUCUUACCGAGGAAGCCGCGCGAGGAAGAGAAACCGCUCGCGACCGUCAUGAUUACGCAUAUCACGGUCUACCCCGUCAAGUCCUGCAAGGGUGUUAAGCUCGCGACAUGUUCGUUGGAUGCGACGUGCGGCCUGCAAGAUGAUAGGAGGUACGCGUUCGUCGAUGCGCACGGUGUGUUUCUGUCGCAAAGACGCUUCCCGAAAUUAUGUUUGGUGACGCCCACCUACCCCAUCGGUGGCGCAUUAUCUUUGAAGGCGCCGGGCCAACCAUUACUCAAAGUACCGGUCAAUGACGAAGGUCCCACAAAGACGUGUCGGAUCUGGUCCGAUUCGGUAAUAGCCGUGGACCAGGGUGACGAGGCAGCAAAGUGGAUCUCGGACUACCUGAAGACGCCGGGUCUACGGCUGAUGCGCUUCCCCGACAAGGCUUUUCGUAGAGUAGACAUCAAAUACGCGAAAAGGUCAUGUGAGACAGCCUUUAGUGACGGUUUUCCCAUCCUCCUGGCGAACGACGCCUCGUUAGCUGAUUUAAAUGCUCGGCUAGCUAAAAACAACAGUCCACCCAUACCGAUGGACCGGUUCCGGCCGAAUCUUGUCGUGAGCGGCGCUCAGGCGUGGGCUGAGGACGCGUGGGGUUCCAUGACAUGUAACGACUUGGAGCUGAAGGUCGUCAAGCCCUGCUCGCGCUGCAAGAUCCCGACCAUCGACCAGGCUACGGGAAGGACUGGAGCGCCUUCUGGCACGGGCGACGAGGGCGGCGGCCCCGGCCAGGCGGAGCCGAACAAAACUCUGAAGACGUUUCGAUCUGGGGCCGUCUUAGCUGAUCGCGAUCCGUUCUUCGCCGCCCCAAAGCGCAAAAACGACGUCUUCUUCGGCCAGAACCUCGUGCACUUCGCGCCCGGCGCGGAGGUCGCGGUCGGCGACCGGUUCGCUUGUUCUCCAAAGGUUGUUGAGGAGGGAGGAUGCGUCGUGAGCUAGUUUGCCGCUCCCUCUAGAGGUUAACAGAGUCUAUUUAUCGUACAUAGCGCGUCGAUGGCCUAGCAUGGGAAGAGCACUAGCAACCAAGCAGCCUCUGCGAAAAAAUUACCACGCUCCUCAUCUAUUCACGUAGUGUCUCUGGCGGUCAGAUUUGUGUUUUACAUCUACCAGACAUAUCAGUUCUCCAGGAGGCGCCGGUACACGCGUAGGAACAAACUCUGCCUUUUGGUUCGCCCGCAGCGGCAAAGCCCUCGCCACGCGCCGCGCCGUCGACGCGACCUCGGCGAGCGUUCUUAAUCAACAUCACGACCGUGUAAGGUCAGGUCUCUCGCUCAAGAGCACGUCCCAACGUCCGACCGUGACUCCGACGCGAAAAAAAAACAUGGGCUGCGACGGCGGCAACUGCGGCGGCACCCCUUCAGUAAUUUUCGGCUACGUCGGCACGGCCAUCCUGCUCAAGUUCCUCUUCGGCAUCGACGACGUCGUCUGGCUGGCGCCGUUCAUGGCGCGCGAGGUGAGCCACGGAAGACUAGUCAUCGCGGUCAAGUACGUCCUCAUCAACUUCACGAUAUGUGGAAUAGCGGUCGCGCUCGCGUCGAUCGUGCACGUGUCCAUCCACCACGGCGCCAGGCACGCCGAGGAUCUCGCGGACAAGAUCAUCGCGUGCUUCGCGUCGGCCCUACUCCUACUCUACGCCUACUACAUCGCGCAGCAGGACGGGGUGUGCGGCGAGCUGGAAGAGAGUGACGACCCGCCGGACAAGUCUGAAUAUACACCGUUGCACGAGGUCGAGGAGGACGAGGAGGAUCCCUUGACGCGGCGGCGGAGCGGCCUCACGGGACUCGACGCGCCGAUGGGCGAGGACUUUGAGGACGAGGCCGAUGAUCUGGGCUGCCACGAGCGGCUCGUCGUCGGCUGCCUCUCGAGCGGCCUCGAGCCGUCGUCGCCCGGGAAAGAUGAAGCUAGAAGGCGCUUCGUCAUCGUGGCGGUGCUCGGGAAUCUCGACGACUUCCUGAUGUACUUUUCGAUCGUGGUGUCGCUGCAUUUCUGCUGGUGGGAAUUUAUUCUGGGGACGACGAUCGGGGCCAUCUGCAUCGCGACGGCGCUGGGCACGUGCCUCUGGUGCUCGCCUAGAUUAGCGGACAAGGUCGCUUCCUUACCGCUCGUCCCAGUUGUCGUGAUCAUGGCUAUAUAUAUUGCCGUGCAGGCCUUCGUGCCGGCGAUGAACCCGUCGCCGCGGAACAGUGCCGGUGCUUGCUAG
Molecule: messenger RNA, 2553 nt
Organism: Pelagomonas calceolata
Lineage: Eukaryota; Pelagophyceae; Pelagomonadales; Pelagomonadaceae
Source: the annotation of a GenBank genome assembly